AUGUUGUUACUAUAUUUAGUAUUGUUGGUGUUAAACUCAGCUAUAACCUUAGCUGUCCCUCCUAAAUUUGAAGGAUCGGAUUUACAAAAGCAAUAUUUGGUAACUGAUAUUCCGGGACUCUAUGAAAAUAUACCCGAAGACAAGAUCCCUCUUAUGUUUGCCGGUCAGUUGCCAAUCUUUCCCGAUACAAACACGUCAUAUUUCUUUUGGAAGUUCAGCGAUCCUAAAAAGACAGAAUAUAACCACAAUAGAACGAUAUUUUGGUUUAAUGGUGGGCCAGGGUGUUCAUCGAUGGAUGGGGCGCUUUUGGAACUAGGCCCAUUCCGUGUCAACCCAAAUCUUAAAAUCAUUUAUAAUGAAGGAUCUUGGCACCACGCUGCUGACGUUGUGUUUGUGGAUCAGCCACCUGGAACUGGAUUUAGUACCACCGACGGCGAACAUUACUUGUCAGAUUUAGACCAAGUGCGUGAUUACUAUUUGGUAUUCAUGAAGAAGUUUUUUGAAAUAUUUCCUAGUGAUGCGAACAAUGAGAUAUACUUGGCUGGUGAAAGUUAUGCCGGACAGUAUAUUCCAUACGUGGCCGAUGGGAUAUUGACACGUAAUAAAAAUUUGACUAGUGAAGAGAAACCUUAUGAUCUUCGUGCGGUAAUGAUUGGAAAUGGGUGGAUAUCGCCAAAUGAACAGAGUUUAUCUUAUUUACCCUUUUGCUAUGACAAUGGAUUAAUUACCUCGGCCAAUCCACAGUUUAGUAAUAUUUUACAAAAAGCGGAAGAGUGUCAGAAAAUAGUCGAUAAAAUCGAUUCAAAUUGGAAUGACAUAGAAGUCCAUGGCUACGAAGUAGACACUGGCGUAUGUGAGGGAAUUUUAUCUGAUAUUCUUUCUGCAACGACUCAAGACGACAAGUGUAUAAACAUGUACGACUUUAGAUUGACAGAUUCGUCACCUGCUUGUGGUAUGCAUUGGCCCUUGGAAUUGAAAUACGUUACUCCGUUUUUGCACCAAGAUGAAGUCAUGCAUGAUUUGAAUUUGCAAACUUUAGUAAGAUGGCAUGAAUGUACCGGAAGAGUGGGGAAUAAGUUCAGGGCCAGACAUUCUGUGCCCGCUGUUCAUUUACUACCUCGAUUAACCGAACAGAUUCAAGUUCUUUUAUUCAAUGGGGACAAAGAUAUCAUUUGUAACAGUAUGGGCACGCUCAACUUCUUGAAGAAGUUGGAAUGGGGUGGAAAUAAGGGAUUUGGUCCGCCAGAUUUGGAAGAGAAGUAUGAUUGGAUUUUCGAUGGAAGUAACAGUGGAUAUAUUAAAUCAGCAAGAAAUAUGACCUUUGUUAAUGUUUAUAACUCGUCUCACAUGGUUCCUUAUGAUGUGCCUAAGGUUUCAAGAUCCUUGAUUGAUUUAGCCACGGGGAAUUUUGACAAGAACGAAACUGCAUAUAUUACCUAUCCUCUUGGAACCAAGCGGGAAGUGGCUCCUUUAAAAGAAGUGGCCAACUUGACAGAAACAACCACUUCACCCACUUCCCCGUCAUCUACAUUAUCACCUAGUUCUUCGUCCACAUCAACUGCAGAAACAAAAGGAAAGAACGAACCAACGAGCAAUCGCAUCACACGAAUCAUUCAAUUGUUGGUAAUACUAGUCAUCUUAUGGGGUAUUUAUGCCUUGUAUGCAUCCUAUAGAUCAAGACCAUCAUCCAUAAUCAAAAAGAGAAAUGUAUCCAACUCAACCACAGGAACCAAGAAGAAGAAUGUCCAAUGGGCAGAUCAAUUGAGACGAUUUGAAGAUGAAUUGGACGAUUUCGUUCCUAGUGACAGCAAAUCUGGAUUUUUGACUAGAACAUUCAAUAAAUUGUCUAGUGUUGUUGGGAGAGAUAGUAGUCGUGGUAAUUACGCCCCUGCUUCUUCACAUUUUACUGAUGAUAUCGAGUUGCAAGGAUUAAAUGACGCGCGCAUUGACGACUUUAUAAUUGGUAGUGAUGAUGAAGAAGAAGAAGGAGAAGAAGAAGGAGAAGAAGAAGAACAAGAACAAGAAGUAGAAGAGGAGCAACCACUUAGCCAGGAAUCUGAAGGUACAAAGAAAAGCCUAAUUGACGAACCCAGUGACAAGUAGUUUGAAUAAAAUAUAAAGUAACUCUAU
Molecule: messenger RNA, 2130 nt
Organism: Spathaspora passalidarum NRRL Y-27907
Lineage: Eukaryota; Fungi; Ascomycota; Pichiomycetes; Serinales; Debaryomycetaceae
Product: serine-type carboxypeptidase
Exons: 1
Coding region: 1-2103 (700 amino acids)
Biological process (GO): apoptotic process; proteolysis
Cellular component (GO): trans-Golgi network
Molecular function (GO): serine-type carboxypeptidase activity
Source: RefSeq, a predicted model, not a curated record